Benincasa hispida (wax gourd) is the source of this 1375-nucleotide messenger RNA. Its product is annotated as acetylserotonin O-methyltransferase-like. Gene Ontology annotation, molecular function: O-methyltransferase activity; protein dimerization activity. Lineage: Eukaryota; Viridiplantae; Streptophyta; Magnoliopsida; Cucurbitales; Cucurbitaceae. The record is from RefSeq and is a predicted model, not a curated record.
GAUACAAUCCCAAAUGGACUUUGCUUUCAAAGAAUCCAUACCAAAGAAGGAAGAAGAAGAUGAACAAGCUCGUGUUCAAAUUUGGAACUACAUAUUUGGUUUCGUGGAAAUAGCAAUUGUAAAAUGCGCCAUAGAACUCAAAAUUGCUGAUACAAUCGAAACCCAUGGAAGCUCCAUGACACUCUCCCAAUUAUCCUUAGCUUUAAAUUGUUCUUCCUCACUCCUAUAUCGCAUCUUAAGAUUCUUAGUCAAUCGUGGAAUAUUCAAACAAGAAAUCACUGAAGAAAAUCUCACAAGCUAUAGCCAAACACCUUUGUCUAGGCUGCUUGCAAGUAGCAACAACAACAGUAUGGUUCCACUUGUUUUAUUGGAGAGCAGCCCAGUGAUGUUGGCGCCAUGGCAUAGACUCAGCGAUCGGAUUAAAGCCAAUGAAGGAACCCCAUUUGAGGCAGCUCAUGGCAAAGAUUUGUGGAGCUUUGCAGCAGCUGACCCAAUACACAACACUAUAAUCAAUGAAGCCAUGUCAUGUACUGCAAGGGUUCUUACAGUGCCUGCAAUACUUGAAGAUUGUCCAGAGAUUUUUGAAGGAAUUGGAAGUUUAGUGGAUGUGGGAGGAGGAAAUGGAACUUGCUUGAGCAUGAUAGUCAAAGCUUGCCCUUGGAUUAAAGGCAUCAACUUAGACCUUCCUCAUGUCAUUUCUUCUUCACAAGAAUACACUGGUGUACAACAUGUUAGUGGGAGUAUGCUUGAUUCCAUUCCCAAGGCUGAUGCUGCUUUCUUCAUGUGGGUUCUACAUGACUGGGAUGAUGAGACAUGCAUCAAGAUUUUGAAGAAUUGUAGAGAUGCAAUUCCAGAAAAGACAGGAAAAGUAAUAAUUGUAGAAGCAGUUAUCGAAGAAAAAGAAGAAAAUAAUCUAUCGGAUGUUGGAUUAAUGCUAGAUAUGGUGAUGAUGGCUCAUACCAACAAUGGAAAAGAAAGAACAGCUAAGGAAUGGGGUUAUGUUCUUCACCAAGCUGGUUUUACUCGAUACACCAUCACACCCAUUCGAGCUGUCCAAUCUGUAAUUCAAGGUUUCCUUUGAUAUAUCAAUAUCCAAAAAGCUCCUUCUUUAGUAUCAAAUAUCCAAAAAGCUCCUUCUUUACUUCGUACAAUAAUGUAGCAUCGUACAAUAAUGUAGCAGUGGAGAGGAUCGAACUUCUGAUCAACCUUUGCUUCAAGUUAUAAUAUCUUAUUACUACUGUGUGUUAUGUUCUUUUUUUUUUCUUUUUUUAAUAAAUAUACGAGGUAGGAAGGAUUAGUAGAUGCACACCAAGACAUCUCAACUAAGUUGACACAUACUUGUGUGUCACAUUCACGUUAAUUUUUACGAAAGUCG